Molecule: messenger RNA, 939 nt
Organism: Heterocephalus glaber (naked mole-rat)
Lineage: Eukaryota; Metazoa; Chordata; Mammalia; Rodentia; Bathyergidae
Product: olfactory receptor 2L13-like
Biological process (GO): G protein-coupled receptor signaling pathway
Cellular component (GO): membrane
Molecular function (GO): G protein-coupled receptor activity; olfactory receptor activity
Source: RefSeq, a predicted model, not a curated record
AUGGAAAUGUGGAAUGAAACUUCAAAUGAUUUCAUUUUGUUGGGAUUGUUUUUGGAAAAUCAAACAAGCCUACCUCUCAUGUUCCUUAUCAUCUGUGUAUUCUUUCUUGCCUUGGUUGGUAAUUCAGUGAUGAUUUGCCUCAUACAUUUGGAUGCCCAGCUUCACACACCUAUGUAUUUUCUCCUCAGCCAGCUUUCUUUCAUGGAUCUAAUGGACAUCUCUACGACUGUCCCCAACAUGGUUUUCAGCUUCUUUUCUGGCCAGAAGAGCAUCUCCUUGCUGGGGUGUGGAGUUCAGAGUUUCUUCUUCUUGACUAUGGCAGGCUCUGAAGGGCUACUCCUGGCCUCUAUGGCUUAUGACCGAUUUGUGGCCAUCUGCCACCCCCUCCAUUAUCCCAACCACAUGAGCAAAAGGAUAUGUGCAAAGAUGAUUGCAGCAUCUUGGACACUGGGCUCCAUCAACUCCCUGGCACACACAGUCUAUGCCCUUCAUCUUCCCUACUGUAGAUCCAGGGCCAUCAAUCACUUCUUCUGUGAUGUCCCAGCCAUGCUGCCCCUGGCCUGUGUGGACACUUGGGUCUAUGAGUACAUGGUUUUUGUGAGCACCAGUCUGUUCCUCCUCCUCCCUUUCCUUGGCAUCACUGCUUCCUAUGGACAGAUCCUUUUUGAUGUCUUCCACAUGCACUCCAAAGAGGGAAGGAAAAAGGCCUUCACCACAUGUUCCACACAUUUGACGGUGGUGACCUUUUACUAUGCUCCUUUUGUCUACAAUUAUCUCCGGCCCAGGAUUCUCCGCUCCCCAGCAGAAGACAAGAUCCUGGCCAUCUUCUACACCAUCCUCACCCCUAUGCUGAACCCCUUUAUCUACAGCCUGAGGAACAAGGAGGUGCUGGGGGCCCUGGAGAGAGUGUUUGGGAUAUUGUCUUCCAAGAAGAAAUGA